UUUGCGAACUAACAUGCCACAACCCUCUGUUGUUGAUAUUGGACGGCAGAGAUAUGCUAGCAAAAUGAACGAAACCCAAACUGCGAGAGCAGUAUACAGUGUACACCAUACAGACGUUUAGCAAGGGAUCUCUCUACUCUUCUGAAGCUCCCUUCCUCCUUUUUUCCGAAGGUCUCUCUCUUCCCCCGCUUUGAUUCAUGUUCCUGAUCUCCCCCAAGAGUACCUUCUGUCUAUCCGUUUCCCCAUUAAAUUAUUUGGGCGCUGCAACUCUCUUGCUUCAUACUGCAAAGAGCAAAGAAAACAUAAGCCACCCAUCUGAGAAACACCCAAUCUUUCAUCAAGUCUUCAGAGAUGGACGCCUCAAAGAUUCCAUGGCAGCGUCAGAGACCUCCAACCUCCAUGAAUCUCCUUCAAGUUCCUUAUUCUUCUCAAAUUCAUUGCAAUUUUGCUCCAAAAUGGGUUUUUUACGAGAAGGUAAACAGUUCCAUUGUUGCAUGAUGAAACUAAUAACCCAACCUCAAAUCUCUCUCCAAAACCAGCUACUCAACAUGUAUAUAAAAUGCGGUUGCUUGAGUGAUGCACACCAAGUUUUUGAUGAAAUGCCUAAGAGAAAUCUGGUUUCUUGGAAUACUGUUAUUUCAGGUUUUUCAAAGCACAGUGGGCUUAUAGAACUUAAACUUCGAAGAAGUAAAUCUAGUGGUUCAUUAAAUUAUGCACUAGAAAGUGAGUUUUGGGCCAUGUUUUUAUUUCGUGAAAUGUUGUUAGAAAGAGUGGGUCCAAACUGCAUAACCAUGAUCAGUGUUCUCGGUUCUUGUCUCUCUUUGUCAGAGGUUGAAUUUGGUAAGCAACUUCACUCGAUUACGAUAAAAUCGGGAUUUGAUAUAGACCUUGUUGUUAGUACUGCUCUUACUGAUCUCUAUGCAAAAUGUAGCGACAUGAAAUGUGCUAGACUCAUAUUUGACAAAGUAGAACUCAAGGAUUUGGUGUUAUGGAAUGUCAUGAUUUAUGGUUAUGCUCAUAAUUCUUUCGGAAAGGAAGCAUUUGGAGUAUUUAAAUUGAUGCGAACUGAAGGGUUGUCGGGUGAUAGUUUUACCUUUAGUAGUUUAUUGAAUGCAUGUAGUGGGCUAAGAUCUCAAGAAAUGGGGAAACAAAUCCAUGGGUGUAUUAUUAAGCUAUCAAUUGAUUUGGAUUUUUUAGUAUCAAGUACACUUGUUGAUAUGUAUGCAAAGAAUGAGAAUUUAGGGGAUGCAAGAAAGGCUUUUGAUGGGAUGGUUGUCCGUAGUGUGGUAUCUUGGACUACUUUAAUUGUGGGUUAUGGCCACAAUGGUGAAGGUGUGGCGGCCUUGAAGCUUCUCAGUAGAAUGAUUCGAGAUGGUUUCAGACCAGAUGAACUCACUUUGGCUAGCAUUCUUAGCUCAUGUGCGAAUGUUGCUACCUCAAAACAGACAGUUUUGGUACAUACACAUAUCAUAAAAAAUGGGUUUGAAUCAUUCCUACCAGUCUCCAAUGCCUUGAUCAAUGCAUACUCCAAAUGUGGCUAUAUUGAGAGUGCUUAUCUAGUGUUCAAAUUGAUUCGAAAACAUGAUCUUGUUACAUGGACUUCAAUGAUAAAUGCUUACGCUUUUCAUGGUAUUGGAAGAGAGGCCAUUAUGCUCUUCGACAAGAUGAUUGAAGAGGGUGUUUGGCCAGAUCGUAUCGCCUUUGUUGGGGUUCUUGCUGCUUGUAGCCAUGGAGGCCUGAUCAGUCAGGGCCUACGCUACUUUUCUUCAAUGGAAAAUGUUUAUCAGAUAACACCGGAUUCAGAACACUAUUCUUGUUUCAUCGAUCUCCUUGGUCGUGCAGGGCUUCUAAAAGAGGCUUUCAAUGUUUUAAUGAAUGUGCCCUUUGAUCCAGGUGCUAAUGUAUGGGGGGCAUUUCUCGGUGCUUGUAGGAUCCAUGGCAACUUGGAGUUAGCGAGAUUUGCAGCAGAAAAGCUUUUUGAAAUAGAACCAAGUGAACCGUCGAAUUAUGCUUUGUUAUCCAAUAUAUAUGCUAGUCUUGAGAGUUGGAGUGAUGUAGCUAAGGUUCGAAAGAUGCUUAGAGAGAGGUGUGAGAAGAAAGUCCCAGGGUGCAGCUGGAUGGAGAUUGGUAGUAAGAUUCACUCAUUUGUUUCGAGUGAUAAAUCCCACCCACAAGUGAAAGAGAUCUAUGCAAUCUUGAAAGUACUAAAUGAGCAACUGGAGGAAGGAAUUUCGUAUAUUAAUGGCAAUGUGUUCAAUGCUGUAGGUAUGAUCAAUUGAUUUGACAUUUGAACAUCAUAUGGAGGAAGAGUAACCCACUUUUAGGCUUAUUUUCUUGUGGUUUGGAAAAGGAGCAAGUGGAACAGAUGUCCCAACGUCUGAAUCCCUGUUUUAUCACUUGAUACGAGAACUUGAUCAUCAGUUGCUUUUGGACCGGACAUAGUUAUUUCUGAUUUUGACGUAAGAAAAGUAAAAUAGGCUAUAAAGAAACAUAACUGAGGAAAUAAGUAGAAAAUACUUUGGGAAUCUCAUUCAUGCAGAUAGGAAAUUUUUUGAGAUAUGAUUGUUGGUGAACAUCUGUUAUUUCCAAGGAUGAUUCUUCAACCUAUUCAUAGACUCGGAUAAGUGAAGGAGAGCUUCACAGGAACCCAACCUUCUAUUUCCUUUACAAUAGCUCAGCUCUGUACAUAUCUGUCGUGUAUAUUUCUUGCCAACAAUGGUCACUAGAGACGAAACAUAAGAUGCAUAUGGAUCUCGGACCCUAGACAAUGCGGAGGAUUCUCCUGAGUUUUAAGGAUGAUAUGCUCGUGGAGAGGCUGGCCAUCCUUCUGACCCAGAAGUUUGUCGCUCGUCUAACAUACUAAAAGAGCAAGGUGAAGUGUAACAUAUGCAUAAUGCAUGUCAUGAGUAUACAACACUAUGCAAGCGAAAGCAAUCACCAAUCGUGAAAAUGAUUCGUCAUUGCUUGCACAUGCUAUUCAAGGCGCUGCAGAACUCCAUGGGCCCUCCACUCAGUAGCUGCCAACUGCUGACAUAGACUCGCAGACUAGAGGUGGACCAUUUCCUACAUCUUUCGUGAAAUCAACAUGGUAGUAGAUAUACUUGUCAAGAAUGGGAUAUCUUUAUCUCAUGCUAUAAUUUGGCAUUCUUCUUUUUUCUUACUUCAUGAUUUGGCACAAUUGAUCCAUUGUAGAGUUGUAACAGUAUGAUUUGUAUUUUCUCUUUUUUUAUUUAAUGAAAAAGGGCAUAAUUGCCCCAUUGUACGGUUGUAACA
Messenger RNA from Amborella trichopoda, 3273 nucleotides. Its product is annotated as Pentatricopeptide repeat (PPR-like) superfamily protein. The record is from RefSeq and is a predicted model, not a curated record. NCBI's taxonomy places the organism in Eukaryota, Viridiplantae, Streptophyta, Magnoliopsida, Amborellales, Amborellaceae. Gene Ontology annotation, biological process: RNA modification. Gene Ontology annotation, molecular function: RNA binding; protein binding.